GCCCGGUGGAAGGAGGGAAACCGACAGGGAGGGAGGGAGGAGUUUUCAAUGUUCAGUUUCUCGCGUGGAUCUCUGCGCGCCGACAUCGCCUCUCUCUGCUCUGCUCGUCCCACCCGACAGCCAACAGUGCACGCGAGCGGUGCCAAACCCAUUUUUUUGAAUGCUUCUCCGUUUGAUUUUCUUGAGCCGCACCACGCGUUGUGAGUCCACGGAGGGGGAAGUGGAAGCGCGCACACACGCGGCGAGCGGCGAUCUGAUGGACACGAGGAGGGGGGCGCUCCGUCCCGCAUAGAAGACGGAAGAAGCCCUGAUUUGUUUUGGUUUUUCAAAUAUAUACAGCAUAUUUAAAUUUUUAAUAUAGAUAUUUUAUGUUUUGUUUUUUUUCUUUUUACUCAUUUUUGUUUUGAUCUGCUUCGCGACACAAAGCGAACUGGAUUCUCCCCGGCAGCCAGAUUGAGAGCCACGAGCGACGUAAAGAAAAUCAAAACGACCCAAAAAACCUCGUACUCCACGCGCGCGUGCACACUCUCAUGCGCGCACGAGCGUGGCCCCGCAUUGUGGUUGCACCUGGGCACGCGCGCGCGAACGGCCAACCCGCGUCACCAUGCCACGCAGGAAGCAGCAGGCGCCUCGACGGGCUGCGGUAUACAUGCCUGAUGAUGAAGACACCGCUCCUCACGACGCCAUCGUCGAGGAAGAUGGAGAGAAUGAUACCCUGACGGAAGAGGAGUUCUCAGAGAAGACGAGCCCCAAAGUGUCCGAGGACCGCGAGCUGGACAACAAGAGCAGCAACGGUUACAGCAACCAGAACUCUCCCUCCAGUCUCCUGUCGAACCAAGAGGCAGAUCUGGAGUCGCACCUCAGCGAGACUUGUGAUAGACUGUCUGACUUCAAGAACUCUUCACCGCACGAGGGACAGACGGAUGUUGAGAGCUGUAAACGCAAAGAGGAGACGGGCAACAGUUUGCAGAAAAUGAAGGCAGCUUAUGCAAACUUUCUUUCAGAUUCCUACUGGACAGGAGUCGGAACAGAAUUGAAAUUGGGCAAAAACACCAGCAAAGCCAACUGCGACAGCACCAACGGAGGCUCCAAGAGUGACUUCGACUGGCACCAGGAUGCUCUGUCUAAGACCCUGCAGCAGACGGUCUCGCCGAAGCCGACGUCUAAACCCAAUCUCUUCAGUUCUGUCCACUUGUACCGGCAAAGCAGCAAACCCUGCGGUUCAGUUUUCACAGGUGCAAGCCGCUUUCGUUGUAAGGACUGCAGUGCUGCUUAUGACACCCUAGUGGAGCUGACGGUCCACAUGAACAAGAGUGGCCACUACAAGGACAACAACCUCAGCAAACAGAGUAAUUCCUCCGCAUCGUCCUCUAAAUCAAAGAAACGCAGUAUGCAGGAUCUAGAAGGGAAGGAGGAUGCCCAGAAAGUUCUGAAGUGCAUGUUCUGUGGCCAUUCUUUUGACUCACUCCAGGAUCUGAGUGUCCAUAUGAUCAAAACCAAGCAUUACCAAAAAGUGCCUUUGAAGGAGCCAAUACCAGUAAUCACACCCAAACUACUCCCACCGGCAAAGAAGCGCGCCUUUGAAACCGCCAGGCCGUGCUCCCCUGACUCAACGACUGGCGCAUCCGGCUACGGCGACAUCCAACGCGCUGGUGCGAAUGCAAACAAUAAUCGCUACGGCUAUCAGAAUGGUGCGAGUUACACGUGGCAGUUUGAGACGUGCAAGUCUCAGAUUUUGAAAUGCAUGGAGUGCGGAAGCUCCCACGACACUUUGCAGCAACUCACCACGCACAUGAUGGUGACCGGGCAUUUCAUCAAGGUUACCAACUCCGCUUCCAAGAAGGGUAAACAGCUAGCGCUUGACCCGCUGGCUGUGGAGAAAAUCCAGGGUUUAGCCGAGCCCACUGCCAGUGAACCGGACGGAGAAAAGUUGUCCCCCAAGAAUGUUUCUCCUGUAAGCAGCGAGAGGGAUGGCCAAGGAGAGGGUGCAUCAGACAAAAUGGAAGAAACCGAAGUCAAAGAUGACAAGGAAGCGAAUGAAGAUCAAAAGGCGGGAAAUGGGGAAUUUAAGUACCCUUAUCUUCGUGAGGAAGAUCUGGAGCAGGACUCUGGUGGAGGGGGUGACAUUCUUAAAUCUUUAGCCAACACAGUGGCCUCAGCCAUCAAUAAAGCUCAAACAGGUACGCCAAGCUGGAGUGCUUACCCGAGCAUUCACGCCGCCUAUCAGAUCUCUGGCAUUAUCAAAAGCAGCCCUGUCACGGCUGCGUCGCCCCCUGCUCAGCUGAAGCAGACGUUCAACCAAAAGCUGAGGGCGCUCGCCCCAAAGGGGAAGUACGGUGCCACGGGCGUUGAGAGUCCCCAGGGGACGCAUAAAAACGCGGACAUCAAACAGGAGACGGUUGUGAUUAGUGACGGGAAAGAAAGUCAAAGUGUGAAGCUUGAUCUGAUGGAGACGGAUGACAGCGAUUGUCAGGAUGAUUCCUCUUUCUCUUCAAAGCUCGACGCCGACUGCGGGAAUGACGGCAGUGAGCCGAUCAAAGGGAAGCUGAGCCCCGAUUUUUUUGACAGGGGCAAGACUCCGAGCCCCUCUGCCAGUGCCACAGAGCCUCUCAAAGACACUCUGGAUAUCCUUGCUGUAAACCCUCUUAGUGCUCUGCAGUCAGUUCUGAACAAUCAUUUGGGCAAAGCAAAUAAGCCCAAAAACUCACGAGCAGACGAACUAUCGUCCCAUAUCCAGUCCAUUUUCGCUAACGCUAACAAUUGCGGUGACAAGGCCUUGCUCGGUAACACUGCAAGGAAUAAGCCGAAAAAGACAUUUCUUUUUGCAACGGAUGACCAACCAAUAGACCUGACUAAAUCGAAACACAGCAACCCAAGGGCUUCGCUGCUGCAGCCCGCCACCCCAAUGCCACAGAAGUACGCUCUGUCAGACAUCGCCGACAUGGUUAAAGUUCUUCCAAAAGCCACCACGCCAAAGCCGCCCGUAGCAUCUCGGCUCCCGGCGAUGAAACUGGAAUCGGACGUCAGGCGCUUUGAGGACUUAUCCCCCGAGGUGUACUCCGUCCACAAGCGCAAAGGCCGCCAGUCCAACUGGAAUCCUCGCCAUCUUCUCAUCUUGCAAGCUCAGUUCGCCUCCAGCCUCUUCCUCACCUCGGAGGGGAAGUAUCUUCUCUCUGACCUCGGCCCUCAGGAGCGGAUGCACAUCUCUAAAUUCACGGGACUCUCUAUGACCACCAUAAGCCAUUGGUUAGCAAACGUGAAGUACCAGUUGCGGAAAACGGGAGGCACCAAAUUCCUGAAGAACAUGGACACGGGUCAUCCGGUCUUCUACUGCAAUGACUGCGCUUCCCAGUUCAGGUCACCAACCACCUUCAUUUCCCACCUUGAAUCCCAUCUGGGCUUCCAAAUCAAAGACAUGAACAAGAUGCCCGUGGAGCAUCAGAUCAAGGUGGACGAGGCGGAGCUCCCAAAGGUCCUUGGGGUCCGAGCCUCAGAACCUCUGGUCCCGGAGGAGGACAUUGACUCCAAGUUUAAAUGUAAGCUGUGUUGUCGGACAUUCGCCAGUAAUCACGCCGUCAAACUCCAUUUGAGUAAAACUCACAGCAAAUCCCCUGACAACCAUUCGCAGUACGUAGAGAUGGACAAAGAAUAGUUUUAUUGACACGUUUUUUGUUUCAACACACGGGUCGGACAUUUGUUUUUCCCAGUUAGCAAUGUGUAGUACUGUACAACAUUUGAUGGAGCGGUGGCAAAAGACACACUGGUUAGAAAAACGUUAGGUGACACUAAGACAAACGUUUGCACCCUGCGCCAAUGCAUCACCAGUAAUGAAGUCUAUUACUGCUUGAAGAAAACAAAAAAUGCUGAUGUUUGCAUGCGUAGCCACGGCUAUGACUACUAUUUAUUAUUUGUAUGAUAUGCCAAGUUUCAAUUGUAUUUGGAAAUCAACAUAUUGAAAAAAAAACAAUUGUACUUUGCAACUUUUGGGAUACAGAACGCCUGAAUACAUGUGCAGUGGGUAGCCCUGUGCAGAGCUGUGCAGUCGAUUUCUAUGGAAAGCUGUUUCGUGCCCCAUGGAAGAAGAGAGAGAGAGAGAGAGAGAGAGAGAGAGAGAGAGAGAGAGAGAGAGAGAGAGAGAGAGAGAGAGAGAGAGAGAGAGAGAGAGAGAGAGUAGAGGGUCGGGGGAAAGCACUUUAAUCUUUAAUCAUCAAUUUGGAUUCUGUACAAGUCUCAAAAGUGGAUCGAGCAUUUCAAAAGCAAAAGUAUUUCACAUGUAAAUGAUGUUUUAAAUGAAAAAGAAAUGAGGACAAGCUGCAAGACAAAUGAUACAUGUGAUACCUGCACCUUUUUUUUUUUACAUAUUCAAAUAAAGAGUUAACAUUUGACAACA
Molecule: messenger RNA, 4390 nt
Organism: Hippocampus zosterae (dwarf seahorse)
Lineage: Eukaryota; Metazoa; Chordata; Actinopteri; Syngnathiformes; Syngnathidae
Product: teashirt homolog 2
Exons: 2
Coding region: 605-3652 (1015 amino acids)
Biological process (GO): regulation of transcription by RNA polymerase II
Cellular component (GO): nucleus
Molecular function (GO): DNA binding; DNA-binding transcription factor activity, RNA polymerase II-specific
Source: RefSeq, a predicted model, not a curated record